UUUGCGAAAAUACGCAAAAAUGAAAUAGAAUCAGAGAUCGAAGAAGGGGAGGGAGAAGAGAGUGAUGCGGAGGUCAGCCGUGUCUCUUCUCCGAUCUCGUAGAGAUUUCUCAACUUCGAGCUCAUAUAACAUCGUGGCCUCCGUUCUCUUCGAGCGCUUGCCCGUUGUCAUCCCCAAAAUCGAUCCCGUGGUCUACGCGUUCCAAGAAUUCUCGCUUCGAUGGCAGCAGCAGUAUCGGAGGAAGUAUGCUGAUGAUGUUUUGGGGAAGGGUGAUGCCAGGGGGAAAGGUGAUUAUCAGAUUGAUUAUGAACCAGCUCCAAGGAUCACCGAAGCUGACGAGAAAAAUGAUCGGAGGUCAUUGCAGAGGGCACCUGACAGAAGACUCUAUCUUCUCCUUUAUGGUGCACCAUAUGGAGCUUCUGACAAGAAGCCUGUUUGGCAUUUUCCACAAAAGGUUUAUGAAAAUGAAGAAAAUAUGCGGCUGUGUGCGGAAUCAGCAUUGAAAUCUGUACUUGGAGGGCUGCUUCAUACAUAUUUUGUGGGAAAUGCUCCCAUGGCUCAUGUGACAGUAGGGCCAACAGAAGACUCACCGGAUACUCCAUCCUUCAAGCAAUUCUUUUUCAAAUCACAAGUAAUUGGGACCAGCAAGCUUAGCAUUGGAAAGUGUGAGGAUUAUGUCUGGGUAACAAAGGAUGAACUGAUGGAAUAUUUUCCAGAAAAAGCGUCAUUCUUCAACCAGAUGAUCAUUAGCUGAAAGACAAUCACCAAGGUGAUAUGAAGCAAAUAGUUAACCAACACAGGCAUAUUCGCCGUCAUCUGAAUGUUCUUGACGAUUAAGUCUAAAUCUGGAUUCAAGGUAGAAUCAGAUAUUCUUAACUGUGCAAGAAAAAUGUAAGCAUUAUAUCUCAUGAGGGGCCAUUUUUCAUCUGUAAACAGGAUAGGCUUGUCUAAGCUGCGGUCAAUUUUUCCUUUCUGAUUUAUCUGUAGCAACGAGUAGCACUUUGUGCUAUGCUUUUUAUCAAAAUAAGAAUAUUUGAGAACUAUUUGAGAACUAUUUGAGAACUGUUGCUUUAUUAAAACUUCCA
Molecule: messenger RNA, 1085 nt
Organism: Asparagus officinalis (garden asparagus)
Lineage: Eukaryota; Viridiplantae; Streptophyta; Magnoliopsida; Asparagales; Asparagaceae
Product: 39S ribosomal protein L46, mitochondrial-like
Exons: 6
Coding region: 65-754 (229 amino acids)
Cellular component (GO): mitochondrial large ribosomal subunit
Molecular function (GO): structural constituent of ribosome
Source: RefSeq, a predicted model, not a curated record